UAUAUAUAAUUCAUUAGAGCAACUACUUGGACCUCUUUAAAGAAGAGAAUGAUUCUAAGGAGAGCUUUGAUCCCGGGGGUCCUCUUUCUGGCCACCAUUUUGAGCCCCUGUGGAAGCCAAGACAUUAAGGCUGACCACGUUGGUGUCUAUGGUUCAGUAUUCUAUGAGAGUUAUGGUUCCUCUGGCCAGUACACCUUUGAAUUUGAUGGAGACGAGGAGUUCUAUGUGGACCAGGACAAGAAAGAAACUAUCUGGAGGAAGCCUGAAUUUAGUCAAUUUGGAGGUUUUGACCCUCAGGGUGGUCUGGCAAGUAUAGCUACAAUAAAGCAUAACCUAAAUGUCAUGAUAAAACGUCUCAAUGGUACUACAGCCACCAAUGAUGUUCCUGAAGUGACUGUCCUUCCCAAGUCUCAUGCGAUGCCAGGUGAGGCCAACGUCCUCAUGUGUCUUGUGGACAACAUCUUCCCUCCUGUGAUCAACAUUACAUGGUUGCGCAAUGGACAGUCAGUUAAAGAGGGUGUUUCUGAAACUAGCUUCCUUAACAAAGAUGAUCACUCCUUCCUCAAGAUAAGUUACCUCAUCUUGAUCCCUUCUGAGGAUGAUGUUUAUGACUGCAAGGUGGAACACUGGGGCCUGGACAAGCCGCUUCUGAAACACUGGGAAUUGGAGGUUCCAGCUCCAAUGUCAGAGGUGACAGAGAAUGUGAUCUGCGCCCUGGGGCUAAGUGUGGGCCUUGUGGGCAUCAUGGCAGGCACCAUCUUCAUCAUCCGAGGUCGGCGCUCAGGUAGUGCCUCUAGACCUCAAGGACCUUUAUGAGAUGCACCCUAUAAAUGAAGGUACACUGCCCUUCUACAAGAAGAGAAGAAUGGAUGAUGCUAGAUGACCUAUCACAAUUUUCUAACCCAGAUAAUCAUAUUUCUUUUCUUUCAUGUAUUCUUCUGUCUUCUCAUCUCUUCUUGAAACAUAGGGUGCUGUAUCUCCUGAAGAAGUGCAAAAACCUUAUAACUUUUACCCAAAAUGCUGAAUUGUCUUAAUUUUUAGUUGUUGUAUACUAUAGAGAGCUUUGGGGGAAUCUACCCAGUAUUCUUAUCCAUUGUGCCUGAUACAGUAUUUCCUAGAAAGCAAUAAAUCAUCAUUUUAAUUAUUUUCAUAGAAAUCUUAUUCUGUCUUUAAUCUCAAGGAUGAAUAGGAUUAUGUCCCUUUAUGCUAUAGUGCAACUUAUCUCCUUGCUAGAUAAUUUUAUUGUUUCACAUCCAGUAACACAGAAACAAUUGAAUAUAGACAAUUCUCUUUUAUCAUAGCUAAGGUUAAUUUUCUCUUCCUUGUGUUCUCAACACCUACCCCUCUUAAUUCAGGCAUCAGUGAUAGUAAUAUGUCUAUUUUCACUUUUAUUUCUUUUCAUAACAGCAGAAUUUUAAAAAAACUAAGAAAUAAGCUAACACUUUAACUCUCAAAAGUUAUGACAAUAUUAGGGAUGUGUCUUACAAGCAGAGUACUUACCUUGAGUGUGAAUUCUAUCCUUGAAUAACAAAUAAUUAAUUUAAUUAAAGCAUAACAGAGAAAUGAGUUGGGAGAAUUUUUAAUCUAAAAAAUUUUAAAUGCUGCUUUUAAAUGCAAAUUUUUUCUCCAAAAAUUAAAUUCAUGAAGAAUGAUAGCAGAGAUAGAAAAGAUAACAAUUCUCCUGUCAAGGGGGAGAAAUGGAAAUUUCUUGGUAAUGUAUUUUAAUGAGACAAUAAUACAUUUUUUGAGAAACCCAAAUAUUUUUCUUACAUAGGUUAAUAACAAUAGUAAGGAAUGGAAUAGAAAUCACAGGCAUAUUUAGAGUCUUUUAAAUGUAGGUGGAAUUUGUUUUGUCUGCCCAUAUUAAGCUCUGAUAGAUCCAUAGAGACUCUCCUGUGCUAUUAAGGCGUAUUUUAAUAUAGAAUUAAUAAGGCUCCUGUAUAUUUCUAAGCAGAUAAGUCUAAAAAAGGAUGAUUCACUGAACCCCGAAGUAUUCUUGUGUGCCCUAGGGUUAAGAAAAGCACUGAGCUUCUCUAGCCCCUAUUUCUUCCCCUUUUGAAUGAGAGAACCUUAGGAGAGGCCAUGAAAUUUAGAGAAUGUAUUAGAAAUUAGGGGUUUGGAGUCCUCUCUGUAUUCACUCUCAAAUGGAAACAAGGAGAGGAAAUGUAUCAGUAGCACUCUUUGCUUUUCCUGGUCUCUCCAGGACCUCACUCACAAGAGAGUAUGUAAUUUCACAUGGAGUCAUUUUGUUCUAUGAAAUUGUUUUAGUACAUUGCCUCAUUAAUUAUGUCAUGCAACUACUGCACCAGAUAUUGCAACUUGAACAGUAUAACAGAACAAAAAUAAAAUACAUUAGUUUGUUUCUGUAUGUGCCAUAGAGAGGUAAGAUUGAAAUGUAGUUAAACUGAAGUAUGUAAAAUUUAGUACAUCAGACUUUUAUGGAAAAAAAAAACUAAAUUAAAAUCUGGAAGUUGACUUUCUAUAGAGAUAGUAUUUUCAACUUUUUGAUAA
Messenger RNA from Sorex fumeus (smoky shrew), 2511 nucleotides. Its product is annotated as HLA class II histocompatibility antigen, DQ alpha 1 chain-like. Lineage: Eukaryota; Metazoa; Chordata; Mammalia; Eulipotyphla; Soricidae. The record is from RefSeq and is a predicted model, not a curated record. The coding region runs from base 49 to 816 and encodes 255 amino acids. The transcript is spliced from 5 exons. Gene Ontology annotation, biological process: positive regulation of T cell activation; immunoglobulin production involved in immunoglobulin-mediated immune response; immune response. Gene Ontology annotation, molecular function: MHC class II protein complex binding. Gene Ontology annotation, cellular component: MHC class II protein complex; membrane.